This is a messenger RNA of Colletes gigas, 1038 nucleotides long. RefSeq names its product odorant receptor 13a-like. The transcript has 8 exons. Gene Ontology annotation, biological process: sensory perception of smell; detection of chemical stimulus involved in sensory perception of smell. The coding region runs from base 1 to 1038 and encodes 345 amino acids. NCBI's taxonomy places the organism in Eukaryota, Metazoa, Arthropoda, Insecta, Hymenoptera, Colletidae. Gene Ontology annotation, cellular component: plasma membrane. The record is from RefSeq and is a predicted model, not a curated record. Gene Ontology annotation, molecular function: odorant binding; olfactory receptor activity.
AUGGUAACAGCGUUUAAUGUAGGUGACGUUGAUUCGUUCAUGGAAAGUUUUGCACCUUUCAUCAUCAGCUGUAUGUGUACCGCCAAAUUUUUCAACUUUAUUUUUAACGGCGAACAGAUGAGGAGUCUUUUGAACAUGAUGAGAGACGAUUGGAAGAUAUACUCGGCAUCGAGUAAUGAACUCGAAAUUCUCUCCCGACAUUAUGCAGUGGGGAAAAGAAUUACACUUAACUAUGCAACUUUUCUAUACGGAUCAAUGACACCCUUUAUGAUGAUGCCAUCGCUACAGAAUGCAGCUAGCACUUUAGGGUUCUUCAAUCUUUCCGGCGAACGAGCGCCGCUGAUGUAUCGCGUUGAACAUUUCGUGGACGCGGAGAAAUAUUACUAUCCUCUGCUGAUCCACUCAUACUUUGGCACCGUGGCAUUUAUCACAAUCGUCGUCGCUUGUGAUUCGAUGAUACUACUUUACGUUCAACACGAGUGCGCGCUUUGCGAGAUUUUAAGAGAUCGACUACGAAACUUCGUGGAUCAUGACAAUAUGGACAUAGAGUUGCACCCCAGCAAACACGAAGACAGACCGUACAAAAAUGCCAGAACCUGCAUAAUGUUGCACAAACACAUAAUCGAAUUUGCUCAAAAAAUCGAGAAUGCAAACACGGUGUCAUUCUUGUUCCAAUUGGGAUUCAAUUUGAUGGGUGUCAGCUUCACUCAGUUCCAGGCAAUAGCAAAUUUAGACAGGCCAAACAAGUCUCUCAGCUUUGGUUCGUUUACGACUUCCUUGUUAAGUAUUCUUUUACUCGACAGUUGGCGGGGACAACAAGUUUUAGACUCCACUGACAACAUAUUCGAAUACACGACAAGCGGAAAAUGGUACCAAUCAUCUAUGAAUUCUAAAAAACUUCUAAGUAUUAUGUUAACAAAGAGUGUAGUGCCUAUUAAAUUAACAGCUGGCAGACUCUACACAUUAAAUUUAGAGAACUUCACCGCGGUUGUAAAAACAUCAUUUUCAUAUUGCAUGGUUUUGUGCUCCUUUCAGUGA